Cololabis saira (Pacific saury) is the source of this 3480-nucleotide messenger RNA. It is a transcript of the gene pdgfba, whose product is annotated as platelet-derived growth factor beta polypeptide a. Gene Ontology annotation, biological process: platelet-derived growth factor receptor signaling pathway; positive regulation of phosphatidylinositol 3-kinase/protein kinase B signal transduction; positive regulation of ERK1 and ERK2 cascade. Bases 777 to 2498 code for a protein of 573 amino acids. NCBI's taxonomy places the organism in Eukaryota, Metazoa, Chordata, Actinopteri, Beloniformes, Belonidae. The record is from RefSeq and is a predicted model, not a curated record. Gene Ontology annotation, molecular function: platelet-derived growth factor receptor binding; growth factor activity. Gene Ontology annotation, cellular component: membrane. The transcript is spliced from 7 exons.
CAGCCGGAGAGGAGAGGCGCGCUGGGCGAGAAUAACCUGCUCUAAGACAUGAAGGAAGAAACACCGGGACGAGAUCCGAAAUGCAAAGAAUCCCUGCUGGAGAGGAAGAUGCUUAGAUCAGAUGUAUAAGAUUUUUGCAGUUAAAUGAAACACACAGGGAGGAAAAAUAAUCGGACGUUUUAAAAUAGAGAAUUACGCACGAAGCGCCGUUCCAAGGUGAACCAACUUUUACGCGCAGACCUUUGGAGAUGCGAAUUACACUUAUGACGAAAAAGCUGCAUUACUGACAAAAUGAGACACGAUUUUCGGAGCGGGAUUUUAAAAUCAGCUUAAUUUCGACCCUAAUGUUGUCUGGAAAGUGGACAUUUCAAACACUUUGGCAUCAUUUUCUUUCCUUGAAUGACAAACUCGCAUGGGCUCACUUGAACUGCAUUCUGAUACAGUGGGGAAUGCGUAUAUAGGAGCUGCCGGCCGUCUAUUAUCGCCGUGCAUUACGCACUGUGCCGACUGAGCGCUACACUACCUUUGACAUCUCCUAAAGUGAGUUUUCAAAACAACGACAUGGUGAGAGUCAGACGUCUAGCCCCCGCGUGAGUCACCGUGAGCAAACAUUUGGACGAUCUGCUUUUAUUGCCCGUGACACAUUUGGGAUAUUUAACAGUGCGUGCUUUGCGCCAGCGGCCGGCACACGCCACCGGGACGAGGCGCGCUGCGGGAUCGGACUCCGAGCUGCUAAAUGCCCGGCCGGCCGCCUGCGGCUCCUCAGGCUGGGCGACAUGAGGUCCUGGCUGCUGCUGCUGCUGCCGCUGCUGCUGCUACUGCUCACGGCCGAGCUGCGGCUCGGGAGCGCUGAGGGCGAUCCUCUUCCUCCGUCGCUGGUCGACCUGGUGAGAAACUCCCCCAUCUCCUCUGUGGAAGACCUGAAGCUGCUGCUGCAGGAGGAGACCAAUGCAAUAGAAGAUGAAGAGGACGAGCAUGAUGUUCACCCAAACCAGAACCAUGGUCGAUACAUCAGAAGUCUUGUAGAAGCACAACCAGCCCAGCAGGCAGCCUGUAAAGUUCGAACUGAGGUGAUGGAGGUAACGAGGUCCAUGCUGGACCGCCGCAACGCCAACUUCCUGCUGUGGCCGCCAUGUGUGGAGGUGCAGCGAUGUUCAGGCUGCUGCAACACCAGGCUGCUGCAGUGUGUCCCCAUAGUUACCUCCAGCAGAUACCUGCAGGUUAUAAAAAUUCAAUACAUAAACCGGAAAGCCCACUAUGAAAAAGCUAUCAUCUCGGUGGAGGACCACGUCAGCUGUAGGUGCCAACCCUCCUCCUCACCGUCUUCGUCGUCUUCGUCCUCCACUGUCCCCAUCCCUCACUCUUCCACUCAGAGUAACCCCAACACCCUUUCACCACCCCAGCAGCAGCCUCCCCCCUCCUCCCACCUUCCCCUGCCCCUUCCCCGGCCUGCUCACCCUGCCCCGCCCAAGACUCAGACCUCCAAGGCUGAGCUCCAUCGCCAUGACGACCUUAAGUACAACCAGCAGCAUUAUCACUCUGAGGAGCGCGAGCCAGUGUCGAAGCAGUGGCAGCAGGGCAGUUACACGCAUCUGGUGCACUGGACGCAGCCCAGGGUGCAUCAGGGCCCCACACACGUGCAAGCAGGAGUGCGACAGACUAUGACCGGGUUGCUCGGACAGGUCAACGGCUGGCCGUCUGAAGCCCGGGCGGAGCACAGUGUCAUGGGAAGUGCGCAGCAGGUGGGGCCCGGGAGUGGCUCCGACGGAAGCAGGGAGGAGAGUGGAGUGCAUGCAUCACACAGUGGGGGUGAAGUGCACCAUCCUGAUCACGCGCAGAGGCAACAGCAGCUGUUACAGCACCAGCAGAGACAGCAGUAUCAGUAUCAGCAUCACCCCCACUAUCCACAUCAGUACAACCACCGAGGAGCAGAGGAUCGAGAGCUGAGAAUGAAGAAUCUGCUCCGCGCUCCUCAGUCAGACAGCGCUACACCUGCGGGCAGCCCGACCCAGCUACCCACAUUAGCAGAAAACUCCACAUCUACCAUUGAAAAAGACUCAGUGACCAUUCAAAAAAAUACACAGGUCACAAAUCACAGACAGACAGAGACUGAGAGAAUCAGUGAAAUAGAAGGUAAUGCGAGGGAGGAAAAUGGGUCGGCCAACAGCGGGGACUCAGCUGGGCCGGAACAGGCCAAUCUGGCGAAGGAGAAAGACUCUAAAGUGAGCAGUGAUGAGGGUCGUUUAACAGAGGAGGAGAGGAGACAGAAGCUUCUGGAGAUGGUACAGAAGGAUCCAGAUCAACCAUUUCUUCUUCAUCCACAACAUCCUCAUCAAACACCAAAGCCAACCACAUUUAAAACAGCAUUAUCCACUGUAGCUCCCUUGUCGGCGUCAGCCCGCCAGGCACCGUUCCGACCCGCUUCACCUCGUCGCAGGAGAAGACGCCGCAAGCGCAUCAGCAAAGCUGCUAUGAGAGCCAUGAUCAUGUCGAGCUAAAGCUAUAUAAAAGAUUUUGGCCUGAAACACUGCUCCAAAAGUGUCUGGACACCUACGACAGAUGUGUUUCCUGAGGGUGGGACGCUCAAAGGCUGCGGUUGGAGCGGAGGCGGCAAAGGGUCCUGCUGUUUUCAAUAGACACUUUACAGAACGUCUUUGGUCUGGCUCCAGAGAUACCACCAAACAUGUCGCACUCUGGAUUUAAUAAGUGCAAUCUUAUGAACUCCUUGGAUUACAAGAUAUUUGUCACACUAAACACUGGAUCCUGUUUGAAUGACAAAUCCCAUCAACAGGGAUUUAUGGAAGCACAUCGGUCGCUGAGAGAAAGCUGCAUGAUUGGAAGCCAUUGAUUGGCUGCGUUCAUCAUGCUGUUCAACAAUAGACUUGGACUCUUGAAGUUAAUCUUUGAGGGAAGACAUGGAGUUUGUCUUGAAAGCUAGAGAUGAAGAGAACUGGAUUUCCACACUGGAAAAAACUAAACUGGAGACUGCAGCUUAGGCCUCUGUGCCAAACAUUACUGUACUAUUAUACUAAAAUGUCUGAAUUUAGCAUUAUCUAACACUGGAGUAGCCAUACACUGAUCAUACUACACUGACUUUAGAGAAGUGCUCUACUGUGUACUGUAGGUAAUCGUACUGAAACAUAUCAGUAAUCUGCUCAUCCUGUACUACUGCCGGAUCAAAAUAAAAUGGAAUAUCGUCUAAAUGCCUGCUUCGAUAACACGCUAUAAAUAUUCACUUAAAAGCAAGUCUCCAAGACCUGGCUUUUAAAGAUUGUUACGAGCCAGUUAUAGCAAAUACCAAAAUGUAUAAAUGCUUUUGGAAAAUCAUGUCAAAGGAUAAAAAGAAACACUUUAUUUCUUAACUUAUUGAAGAAAAAAAAAAGAAAAACGAAGAGGAUAUAAAGUCCUCUGGAUCUCAAGUGUAAUUAUUGUUGCAGACUUGUCAGGUUAUAAGUAUUGGUUGUAAAACUGUUACUGUAA